GUCUCUUGUCUCUGUGGAAUUUCUUUUGUGAACCCCCGCAAGAGAUUUUAUAAAAGGAAAUGAUAAAUAGUGAAUUACUGAUUUCUGGGUAACUAUAAAAGUGACACAUAGAAAGUUAUCUGUGAUAACUAUAUUGUAAAUUUGUCAAAUCAAGAACGAGGAUAGUUCCGUUUGACGUUCGUUGCCAGUCAGAUAUAUUUUCAUUUUGUGGUAGCAUUAUUAACUGAGUAAGAAAUAUGGAAAAAUCUAAUUACAUAUAUGUUUUUUUAAUAAUGGUAAUGCCAAUAGUAUUGUCUACUCCAUUAUUAACCACAAGUGAGAGUAUUCUCGAAAAAGCAUCAAUAGAAUCAAUCAUAGCACCAUACAUAGAACCUAAUAGACUGGACAAAAUAGAUAUAAAUGUUUUUUUAGAAACACCAAGCUCUUUUUUCCAGAUGAAGAAAAUCAAAAAUAUCUUUAAAUCAAUUCUCGAUAUUUUCAAUAAUGUUAAAGAGCCAACAAUCUCUGAAACUUUCGAGGAAAUUACUUCUCAGAUACAUUCUGUUAUUAAUAAACUCAAUAAAACUGGAAUAAAUCUUUAUGAUGAAUCAAACAUUUAUACUGUCAGUAAGAUUAUAAAUUCUAGAUUACAAGGAAGUUGUGAAAACUUGAAAAUAUUGUCGAAUUUAAUCGAUAAUAUUAAUUACUUAUUCAAAAAUCACUAUCUCGAAUACUUAGAUAGACAUACUUCAAAUGCUUCAUUAAACGUUUUUAUCUCAAAAGCAAUGAGCUUAGAUGCUGAUGGUCCAGGAAAAAGUGCAUUCAUGAUUGAGAAAAUUCUUUAUUCUAAUGUAGAUGGUUCAUUAGAUAGUAAAUUUUUGGAAAUGAUUAUCACUGAGAUAAAUAAUGAAAAAACAACAUUAUGUUCAAUUCGUCAAACUCAGCAACAACUUAUAUACAACUUAUAUUAUUUAUUCGCAACAACCGAGUUGAAAGCAUAUAUCAUGGUUGUUUCAGCUUAUAAAUUAUACGCUAUAACAUUAAAUGAUAAUUACAUCAAAGAUUUUGAACGGGUUCAAGCUGAACAUUUAGAAAGGAUAAAAAAUUAUCUAAUAAUAUUCCGUGAUGCUAUUGAUAAAUCUUCGAUUGAAAUGAUCGUUUGUUCGAAAAAGUUUGAGAUGGAAAAUAUUGCAACCCAGGUCAAAGCUAUUAACAAGUUACCUAAAGAAAGUGAUUACUCCAAUAACAAGGUAGUAACUGGUGUACGAUUCGUAAUUAAGAACGAAAUACUCCAUCUGCAGAUAGAGGAAGGUAAAUUAAUUCCAAAUGGGCAAAUAUUAUCAGGUAGUGAAGAAUGGAUACCCAUUGAUGAUAUGAAUUACGCUGAUCGUACAAUUUAUCGGAAUGGACAUUUUGCAAGAAUGCAUCAAUGUAUCGAAUAUCAUUCUGUUACUUCAACAGAUUACUGGCAUCUUAGUGACGUAAUAGCUUCACCGAAUUUCAUUGUUAUUGGUGCCAAUUUAGAAGUUUAUACAUCAGAAUCAAUCAACAGUAAAAUCAUUUAUCUCAGACUAAAAUUCGCAAAAGUUAAUAUCACAACAGCUCAAUUAAAUGUCAGCCAAGAACGAUACAGCGAUGAUUUAGAAACUUUUCCUGCAGAAUUCAAUAAUCAGGACUUAAACAACGAUGCUAAAUAUGUUUAUCUUAGAGAAGUAGAUACAAACUCAUAUGACUAUAUAGAUCCUUAUCAACAAAGACGUACUAAAAAAGGUCCCUUUAUUGAUUUACAAGCAAUUUAUGGGAACCCGAGAUAUCCUCUUAUGGGUAUUGGCACUUUUAAUGAAGAGUCUAUGGAAAAUAAUAUUAUUUCAUUGAAAGCUUUUGUUUUCAAUUUUUCAUCCCUUGUGGAUAUCAAUUGAUAAUUAUGACUCAUGACAGAAUAUAUUAUUUUUUUGUAUG
Chelonus insularis is the source of this 1938-nucleotide messenger RNA. RefSeq lists its product as uncharacterized. The transcript is spliced from 8 exons. Bases 237 to 1898 code for a protein of 553 amino acids. The record is from RefSeq and is a predicted model, not a curated record. NCBI's taxonomy places the organism in Eukaryota, Metazoa, Arthropoda, Insecta, Hymenoptera, Braconidae.